Oikopleura dioica is the source of this 900-nucleotide messenger RNA. The record is from the annotation of a GenBank genome assembly. Lineage: Eukaryota; Metazoa; Chordata; Appendicularia; Copelata; Oikopleuridae.
AUGGGCCUGUGUUCAAAUCCCGAGCCUUGUGGAGCUACUGUUGUUUUACUUGUUUUCGCUUCAUUAAUCUGGUUGCUUGGAUCCACUCUUUCUCUUAUUUGGGCUAUUUCUGCAAAAAGAGGCCUAAAUGCUGGAGAACAAGGGCAAUACAGAACUCUUCUUGUGCUCAAAUUUGUCCUGAUUCUGCUUUCCUUCGAUUUUUUGAACGCUUUCGUUGGUAAUGUCCUCCUUUCGCUGAGAAUAACAGGAGUGAUUACUGGAAUUGGCGACGCUAUUUUCAUCGGUUCUGAAAUUGCUCUGCUGACCGCUCCGGCUGUGACUUUGAGCUUUAUUGGAAUUUACAGACUUCAAGCUUCACGUGAUGUCGCUGGUUUAACAUUCGACGCCGGGCUUGGAAUCGGAACAAUACUUUCUCUUUCACUUGCUACUUGCAUUUGCUCAGGCUUUUUACGAUCUGAGCACGAAGAUUUCGCAUUUGUCAUUCCUGCAGUUAUGAGCUUGAUAUCAAUUGCUGGCAACGGAGUUUGCUCGUAUCUAACUCACCAGAACAUCAUCAAAAGAUUUCCGACUGAGCGAGAUUUGAGCUUCCGCCGCCUUGCAAUCUCGGUCGGCUUUCAAGCUGUUUUAUCCAUUCCAUUCAUCGUUACUUCUUUUGGCUGGCUCUACGGUGGAGCACCUUUGGACGUCGAUUUUACAAUGACUUCACUGCGACUUUCAUCCAUCACAAAUGGCUUUAUCUACGGCUGGACAAACCGUCGAGCUCUACCUUAUUUUCGAAAGCUUCUUCGACUCAAAGAGUUUGAGGCUCUUCCCCGGGCUUCUGCGAUCGAAGUGCCUAAAUCGCCCGUUCCAAGUGUUUCUGGACAAAUUAACGCUGCGUUCAAAGAUGAAGUUUUAUAA